This is a messenger RNA of Ornithodoros turicata, 1077 nucleotides long. RefSeq names its product sulfotransferase ssu-1-like. Gene Ontology annotation, biological process: sulfation. The transcript is spliced from 2 exons. Gene Ontology annotation, molecular function: sulfotransferase activity. The coding region runs from base 69 to 1016 and encodes 315 amino acids. Gene Ontology annotation, cellular component: cytoplasm. The record is from RefSeq and is a predicted model, not a curated record. NCBI's taxonomy places the organism in Eukaryota, Metazoa, Arthropoda, Arachnida, Ixodida, Argasidae.
AAAGAGGGCAUGGACUCAUUAGCAGCAUAUAAGUGGACGGAGACGUCUGUGUCUAUUUUGCAAGCACCAUGCCUCGUGAGAGAUUCCACAUUGUCGACGGGAUCUUCCUGGGCAAACACUUCUCUGAAGAAAGCGUUCGAGAAGUCCUAGCUUACGAGCCACGACCAGACGACGUCUUCGUCGUGACGUAUCCGAAAUGUGGAACGACGUGGAUGCAGCACAUCGUCUAUUACAUCUUCAGCAACGGGACUCCGCCCAAAGAUUCUGACGAGUUCGAUUCCAAAACGCCCUUCUUCGAGUACAUGGGACAAGAAGCCGUUGACAAUCUACCUCGCCCAGCUGCGAUCAAGACGCAUCUAGCCUUCAACAAACAACCGUAUUCGAAAGACGCCAAGUACAUCUAUGUGGCGAGGAACCCGUUUGACUGCUGCAUCUCUUUCUUCCAUCACGUCCGGUUCUUUCCAAUGUACGACUACGAAGACGGAACAUUUGACGAGUUCUUCGAAGAAUUCCUCAGGGGCGAGGUCGACUUUGGAGACUACUUCGACCACCUGCUGUCCUGGUACCCACACAGGCACGACCCUAACGUCCUGUUCCUCACUUUCGAAGACCUCAAAAAUGACACCAGAACUUGGAUCCAGAAGGUUGCAGACUUUCUAGGCAAGGAGUACGGCGAAAGACUUCGCAACGAACCGGAAGUGAUGGAGAAGAUUCUCCAGUAUACUUCCGUUGAGUACAUGAAGAAGACGGUGAAUCCGGUAAUGACGCGCCUCGACCAGAAGUUUCAGGGACUUCCACGGGACCAAUGGCCGCGCUGGGCCCAAAGGUUCCUGCGUGGCUGUGGAGAUUUAUUACAGAAGCAGUCGGUGGGAACAUUCGUACGUAAAGGCGAGGUAGGAGACUACAAGACUGAAUUGACGCAGGAUCAGGUGAAAAGGAUGAAGGAGUAUAUCGCAAAGAGGACAGCAGGAACCGACGUCAUGGGGCUCUGGAAGAAUCUCAAGUGGAUGGAGUGAAGUGUUCGUUGAUGAGCGCUUUACCGGUCACAACAAAGUAUAAAAUGCUAGUCGUACCAUA